CGGGAGUCGGCUAGAUUAAAUUUGCAUGAUGCAUCCUCGCCGCUCUCCGUUAGAAGCCUGGCGAACGCCUCCCGCCCUGCGCCAUUUUGAAAGUGUAAUGCUGGGAGAGGGAGAGGCGAGGGAAAUCUCAAAGUAGAGUGCAAAGUCUAAAAUUCACUACUAAGGAUUGUAGUUCACUCUCCUUGUUUGGAAACUGUUUCGUGUUGUCUGUAUCAGCUGGGCCGAGGACUUGUGCGGUCUUCGAAGUUACUGACUAACCGCAUUCUCAGGUUUAUUCCUCCACUGCUCCUCGACCAGAACCACCCAGCCCACCCGGGUCAGCACUGUUCCAGUUCAGGGCCUGAGCCCGCUACAGAGACACCCUGUGUCUGAGUCGCUCACAAUGGCAGGGGCCGGCGGUGGGAACAGCGAUGUGCAGUGGUGCUUUUCCCAAGUCAAAGGAGCGAUAGAUGAUGAUGUCGCUGAAGCUGACAUCAUAUCUACUGUUGAAUUCAACCACUCUGGGGAGCUGCUAGCCACUGGGGACAAGGGCGGUCGUGUUGUCAUCUUUCAGCAGGAGCCAGAGAGUAAGAAUCAGCCACAGUGUCGAGGAGAGUACAAUGUUUACAGCACCUUCCAGAGCCACGAGCCCGAGUUCGACUACCUGAAAAGCCUUGAGAUUGAGGAGAAGAUCAACAAGAUCAGGUGGCUGCCUCAGAAGAACGCAGCACAGUUCCUUUUGUCUACAAAUGACAAAACCAUAAAGCUGUGGAAAAUCAGCGAGCGUGACAAGAGACCAGAGGGUUACAAUUUGAAGGAAGAAGAUGGGCGAUACAGAGAUUUCAAUACUGUCACAACACUACGGGUACCAGUAUUCAGGCCCAUGGACUUGAUGGUGGAGGCCAGCCCUAGACGAGUGUUUGCAAAUGCUCACACCUACCAUAUCAACUCCAUCUCAGUCAACAGUGAUUGUGAGACCUACCUGUCUGCAGAUGACCUGCGCAUCAACCUCUGGAAUCUGGAGAUCACCGAUCGCAGCUUCAACAUUGUUGACAUUAAGCCGGCAAAUAUGGAGGAGCUGACGGAGGUGAUCACAGCCGCAGAGUUCCACCCCAACCAGUGCAACACUUUUGUCUACAGCAGCAGUAAGGGCACCAUCCGCCUGUGUGACAUGAGGACAUCAGCUCUGUGCGACAAGCACGCCAAAAUGUUUGAAGAGCCAGAGGAUCCAAACAAUCGUUCGUUCUUUUCUGAGAUCAUCUCUUCCAUUUCUGAUGUGAAGUUCAGCCACAGUGGACGCUACAUGAUGACCCGUGACUACCUGUCUGUCAAAAUCUGGGAUCUCAACAUGGAGACUCGGCCAGUAGAGACAUAUCAGGUGCAUGAAUAUCUCAGGAGUAAGUUGUGUUCACUCUACGAGAAUGAUUGCAUUUUUGACAAGUUUGAGUGCUGCUGGAAUGGGAACGACAGCGUUGUGAUGACCGGCUCCUACAACAACUUCUUCAGGAUGUUUGACAGAGGCUAUCGGCAGGAUGUGACUUUUGAGGCGUCGCGGGAGAACAGCAAGCCACGAUCGGUCCUGAAACCUCGCAAAGUAAGCACGGGUGGGAAGCGCAAAAAAGAUGAGAUCAGUGUAGACAGUCUGGACUUUAACAAGAAAAUCCUCCACACUGCCUGGCAUCCCCUGGACAACAUCAUCGCUGUGGCCACCACCAACAAUCUGUACAUAUUCCAGGACAAACUGAACUAGCAGUCGCCGAAAUGCUCAGAUCCCAGAUUUCUGCUCGAGCCCCACUGCUGUGAUACACACCUAAAACUAUCUGUCUGUCAUUGCCUGAAUCCCCAAGUAUUGAUAUGAUCUCCCCUUGGUGAUUUUAAUAUCGAAUGUGACCAGACUGUCAACAGCAAACAGAGGCUUUCACACAGUACAUAAACGUCUCAUCACAAGCGCAUUCUACAUGCGGCCUGUUCCAUCGACACUUUUGGCCGUGACCUGCUGAUUUCGUUUCCAUUACCAGUCUCGCAACGCAUUUGAGUGAGUGGGAGAGUUGGGCUCAUCACGGGUUGGCCACCAACAAGCAGGCUGUGGUGGCGUCUUGUCGACAUCGGCUCACCUGUCGUGAACCCACUUCUCCAACUCAAACAAACGUUUUGCCAGACUCGACUCACGUGCAGGAGACCAGAAAGAAAGAAAGACCUUCUCAAAAGUCUCUCUGUCCAGCUUACAGAACUUUUGUAGCUACUAACUGAAUCAGAGGCUUGAAGUGAAGCACUGGCUCAGAGAGUCAGACCGAGUCAAGCCAAGCCAGCACAGGGAAAAGCACCACGUGUGUUACAAAUGUGCAGGGUUCGUAGAUCUGAGCCCAGAGAUUAGGAAUUAAUAUCAUGGGGGGUUUUUCCCCCCAUUAGCAGCACUCAGUUCAACAAGCUUCUCCACUACAUCCCAAACCAAAGGGAAAAUGUGUUAAGUACACAUUUGGCUAGGUUGUAUCAUUAUUCUUUUGUGCCAUUGCGACACGAUUCGUUUGUAUGUCAUAGCUACCAAUGAAGUUUUUGUAGCUACCACGUUUUAUUAGUUUGAAAUUUGAAAACGAAAUUCUUCUGUUUUCUUUCUGUUCCCUUUGGUACUGCCCUGAAACCCUGCUAAUACAAGCUGUCAACACUCCGUAUUUGCCCCAAGUGUUUGUCAGGAUGCCAAGUUUGCUCCCCACUUCAAAUCUGAUGUACACUUUGCUUAUGCAGUUAAGGGACUUUUUUAGUCUUUUAUCACAUUUUAGCUCAUUCUCUGCAAAUGAUGCUAAUCUUUCGUCCAUAGCGUUUCAGUAUUUAUUCAGUGAAAUUUCAAGCGUCAAGGCAGCCGCUGGUUUACAUUCAUUUCUCUACAGUAGGAGAGUCAACUUGAAACUGGCUUGACACUUUGUGUUGUCUUUGAGUCGGUCAAAGCAGUUGUUCAGUAGUAAUGCAGCUGCAGGGAGACUCUGUGUGUUCAUACUGAGGUUAAAAGUAACAUCCAUGUCUUUUUUUAUUCAUGUUUCUGAUACAAUAACGUGUUUAUACAACGGCUUCCCUGGUGGCAGAUGCAUUACCAAAACCUGACUGUUCUACUCUGUGCAAGAUUGUGUAAGUUGAUUUUCAUUGUGUAUUGAAAUGGUCAGCAGGCAGCAUGGUCAAAAAUGUAAUAAUGUCGUCCUUUCACGUGGACACGAGUGGCACGCGUGCACAUUCGUCAGGUAUUGUGGUUUUGCCGGGUCGAGUAGGGGCUAAUGAUGCCAAAGUAACCAGUCCGAUACAAAGUUGUAUUCAUUUACAGCAGUCUUGCAGACAAGGUGCCCCUGGUCAGACCCCUGGACGUGUAGGGACCACCACGUGAAGCUCAGGACAAAAGCUUAUCUACUUCGAGGGGCGUGACGUAGCCUAAUUCUCUCGUGGUCCCCACAAAGUUUGUUGUGUAGUUGCAGACUGAGCGGCCGUUUUAUCCUCCAGAUCUGUUUGUAGGGUUUUUUGUUUGGUUGUUUUUUUUUUUUAAUGAUGUUUUGUACUGUACCUUAUACAAGAAGAAUAAUCACUAUAGCUGAUUUAUUUUUGUAUAAAUUGAGGCAAUAGGAUUACAGUCUGAUCACUGUAGUUUCUUUAGUUGUCUGUCUCAGACUGAUUGCAGAUGGAAGGUUACCUGAUGGGGGAACCAUUUUGUCUUUGGGACACUUUGUUCGUUUGGGCAGGUAUUUCUUUAAAGGCUAGAGGCUUCUUUGUGUCUUCGACUAAGGUGUGUCGUUUCUCAAGCGGGAUGUCCAAAGAAAAGUAUUUUCAGGCGUCAGUACCGCCAUAGUCGUACGCACUAUUAACAGUUUAUUUUUUUAAUUUGGCUGACUGUAACUGAUGUUCUUGUGAAAGUCGCGUGGAUGCUUCAGAGUAAGAGUCUCAGAGUUCAUUUGGAUCUGAACGUUCUGUUUUUGUGCCAUGGUUUUGUUUUAGGAUUUUUUUUUUUUUUACUCGCUGUGAAAGACUGGGCCCCUGUGGGUCUACAUGGGAAAGGCAUUUUAAUCAACAUGUUGCGUUAAAGCUGUUAAAUCGAGUUCUCUCUAAAGCUAGUCAAGACGGUUGACUAGGCAGCGUUACUGAUUCUGAUGAAUUACUGUGUGAAAUGUAGGAGAGUUCAGACUCGUUUAUUUAAAAAGGAGGAUUUGUGAAGCGCUUGGUGUGCAGAUUUGUUGUACUGAAGCGGUUUAAAUGAUGACUGCACUGGAUGUGGGAAAAUGCUUCUGCCACACAUGCUGCCAGUUCUCUUCUGGAGCAAACGGGCUGAUCACAGCACAGUUUUCCACUUCAUCAAAGUUCUGUUUUAAUGAUAGUUUAAUCCACUGAAUCAGGGCAUGAAGCUUAUUAGUCCACUGGAUCGUAUUUAUGUAAGUUAAUGUGUCACUCCAACAUUGGAGAACUGAUUUCCAAUCACUAGGAUGCCAGCAAAAUAACCACCCAUCUCCACACAGGUUUGUCACUCUCAGGGCUCUGGGUAAUGUCCUGUAGUAAUGAGACGCUCUGCUGAUCUCUAUGUUUUUCAUGAUUUUUACAACAAACAUCUUUACUGUCUAAUGCGAGAUGGUGUGUGAGGGUCAGCUGAGUUAUUUGCCGCAUGUCAUUCGUAUGAAUGAUGUGGCCCGUUUGUUUCAUUCCACGGUCAGGGACAAUCCAGUCAACAAGCAGAGUUUGCCAUUCAAAAUAUAAGAUCAGACUUGUCCUGUCAUUCAACCAAAGGAAGCGCUAUCACUCCAUUGUUUGAAAAUGCUAAAAAUAAAUGUAUAAAGAAAAGGAAAUCCCAUCUUAGCAGACGUAGAGGCUUGUACGAGUGUCAUAGCAUUAUUGGAACAACAGUCACUAACAUUCAUGGAGGAUAAACAACUAAUCCGCCCCCCCAAUACUCUUCAGUCCAUGUGUAAAUCACAGAGAUGUUCAGAAGAACCCUAAUGCCUUUUUUAUAGCAUUACAAAGAAAUAAGAUAAUCAACACGUGUGUUUCUUGAACUUUCCGGCGUGCCAGACAGGAGACUGCUCAGGGGAUUUUACCGCUGCUCUGUGAUCCAAACCUUGUACCUCCAAACAAGCAGCUUUUCAGGACUUUAUUAAACAGCCUUUAACUUUAAGUUUCUGUAAUCCUUUUUGAGCAUGAAUUUUGGGUCAACAGAAAUUGCCCUACGCAUAAAAUCUCAAGGGAACAGUCUGAAUUGGAGCUAUGAGGUUUAUCCACUUGACGCAGCACUAUGUACAUGUCUAAUGUAUCACAGGAGUUAAAACAGAAAUGCACUUUUUAUUUUUGUGAAUUUCAUUCAUUUGUAUGUUUUUGUUUAUUUCUUUGAGGGGGGCUCUUGAAUAAAGAUUGUAGGAGAGUUUGGGUGCUCCAUUUUGGGGAGGGGGGGUUGGGGGCUACAAGUGGUUCAUUGUACAUCUGUGUCUAUCUUUAUCAAAUGGAAUAAAAUACAAUUUAGAUGAAAAGUAAUAAAGAAUUUGCAACCUAAA
This is a messenger RNA of Scatophagus argus, 5489 nucleotides long. It is a transcript of the gene ppp2r2aa, whose product is annotated as protein phosphatase 2, regulatory subunit B, alpha a. The transcript is spliced from 10 exons. Gene Ontology annotation, molecular function: protein binding; protein phosphatase regulator activity. Gene Ontology annotation, cellular component: cytosol; protein phosphatase type 2A complex. Bases 383 to 1729 code for a protein of 448 amino acids. The record is from RefSeq and is a predicted model, not a curated record. Gene Ontology annotation, biological process: peptidyl-serine dephosphorylation. Lineage: Eukaryota; Metazoa; Chordata; Actinopteri; Scatophagidae.